This is a messenger RNA of Symbiodinium pilosum, 1107 nucleotides long. The record is from the annotation of a GenBank genome assembly. Lineage: Eukaryota; Dinophyceae; Suessiales; Symbiodiniaceae.
AUGGCUAUGCCCAUGCUGGCCUUGUCUGCCGCCACGCUUGCGGUCUUCGCUCUGGGAUCUUCAGCGCCCAUCGAAGAAGGCUCUCCGGUCGAGUCUGUGCGCUGGACACCAAGUGGGGCAGCUCUGAUCUCGGGGUCCGAUGACCUUACCGUCCGGGUUUGGAAUGCCAGCACGGGGAAGAGCCUACAGAUCUUAGCCGGGCACACGGACACGAUUUGGUCUGUCGCCUCGAGCCCAGAUGGCAAGCAGAUCGCUUCAUGCAGUGCAGACCUCACUGUGCGAAUUUGGGACGUGCAGUCGGGAAAGUGCUUGCACACCCUUGUGGGUCACACAGAUGAUGUUCGGGCAGUGGCCUUCCGCCCAGAUGCUAAGACUGUGGCCUCAGCAGGUUGGGACCACACCAUCAAGGUUUGGGAUGCCAGCACCGGGAAGUGCUUGCAGACCCUCACUGGUCACAAGAAGGAUGUCUGGUCUGUUGCUUACAGCCCGGAUGCCAAGCAUAUCGUCUCAGGCAGCGCCGAUCGUUCGAUUAAGAUCUGGGACCUGGCUACCGGGAAGUGCCUUCAAACCCUGAAGGGUCACAAGGACUACCUCCGGUCUGUGGUCUACAGCCCAGACGGUAAGCAAAUCCUAUCCGGGAGCGAUGACCAGACCGUCAAAAUUUGGGAUGCGACUGAGGGGACCUGUCUCAUGACUCUGACGGGACACAGCUACUAUGUAUGGUCUGUCUCUUACAGCCCAGAUGGCAAGCGCAUUGCCUCGGGAAGUUGGGACCAGACCAUCAAGAUAUGGGAUGCUCUGUCUGGAAAGUGUUUGCAGACCCUGAAAGGCCACACUGACGUGAUAGAUUCCGUAGCAUACAGUCCAGAUGGCAUGCACGUCGCUUCGGGUAGCGACGAUGGCUCCAUCAGGAUAUGGACAGUGAGCACUGACUCAAGUUUUGAUGCCACAGGCGGAGCAGACUUCAGUCUUGAAAUCACACCCCAAAGUGUACACAUGGCAUUGACAGCCCCGCUUGGCAAGGAUGUGGGGCCUAAGGCUCAAGAGGCACAGCAGAUGCCCAUCAAGAGCAAGACCACGGGGAAAGGUGAGGAGAUCCUGGUUUGA